GGCGGAGCGUUUGCGAGCUGAACUGGAGUAGCAGCGGAGCGGGAGGAGAGACACCGAGCAACGAAGAGCUGCAGAAAACCGUUACACGGGCAGCGCUGCUUUACCUCACGCGCACCGAGCCGCUUUAACGGAGGAUCAGGGCGUGUACCGGUGCGUCUAACGGACAAUCAUGAGCGCCGUUGGACGGGAACCGAAGCGGCAGCGGCUCUGAGCGCGUUUUCAUCGUAGGAAUCGCUCGAGCCGUUUUUUUUUUCGCGGCCGCUCGCGUCACACUGACAUUUAUUAUUUGAAGCGGCAGAUUCCCGGAGCGUUGCGACCUGAAUCCCGGAGCGUUGAUUUUCCCUGACAUCAUCAUCACCAUCAUCGUCGUCCGUCGUCCGGUGUGAACGGGCAUCUUCGGUGGUCGUCGACGGGAAUCCGGGGGAUUUACAGCAGGAUCCGGGGGUGAAAAUCAUCCGCCGCUCGGAUUCUGACAUUCGCGGCGCGUUUCUGUGGGAAAUCGGAUCUUUUUUGAGGAUCUGUCGGCGGGACUAUGGCUGACGACGACGUGCUGUUUGAGGAUGUGUACGAGCUCUGUGAGGUGAUCGGAAAGGGUCCGUUCAGUGUGGUGCGCAGAUGCAUCAACAGAGACACAGGACAGCAGUUCGCUGUGAAGAUCGUAGAUGUGGCCAGUUUCACCUCCAGCCCGGGACUCAGUACAGAGGAUCUGAAGCGAGAGGCGAGUAUCUGUCACAUGCUCAAACAUCCUCACAUCGUGGAGCUGCUGGAGACCUACAGCUCAGAUGGCAUGCUCUACAUGGUCUUUGAGUUUAUGGAUGGAGCGGAUCUGUGUUUUGAGAUCGUGAAGAGGGCCGAUGCCGGGUUCGUCUACAGUGAGGCGGUUUCCAGUCACUACAUGCGACAGAUACUUGAAGCCCUGCGCUAUUGCCAUGACAACAACGUCAUACACAGAGACGUCAAGCCUCACUGUGUGCUGCUGGCCUCUAAGGAGAACUCAGCUCCUGUCAAACUGGGCGGUUUCGGGGUGGCGAUUCAACUGGGCGAGUCCGGUCUUGUGGCUGGAGGUCGGGUAGGGACACCUCACUUCAUGGCUCCUGAAGUAGUCAAGCGAGAGCCAUACGGGAAGCCGGUGGACGUUUGGGGUUGCGGCGUCAUUCUCUUCAUCCUGCUGAGUGGCUGUUUGCCUUUUUAUGGCACCAAGGAGCGUCUGUUCGAAGCCAUUGUGAAAGGGAAGUACAAGAUGAACCCUCGGCAGUGGAGUCAGAUCUCUGAGAGCGCUAAAGACCUGGUGCGGCGCAUGCUGAUGCUGGACCCGGCCGAGAGAAUCACCGUCUAUGAAGCACUCAAUCACCCCUGGCUCAAGGAGAGAGAUCGCUACUCUUACAAGAUCCACCUGCCCGAGACGGUGGAGCAGCUGAGGAAGUUCAACGCUCGGAGGAAACUGAAGGGUGCCGUCCUCGCUGCUGUCUCGAGUCACAAGUUCAACUCGUUUUACGGCGACCCUCCCGAAGACCUCCACGAUUUCUCAGAGGACCCCACGUCUUCAGGAUUGCUUGCUGCAGAAAGGGCCGUGUCUCAGGUGCUGGACAGUCUGGAGGAGAUCCACGCGCUGACUGACUGCAGUGAGAAAGAUCUGGACUUCCUGCACAGCGUCUUCCAGGACCAACAUCUGCACACACUGCUGGAUCUGUAUGAUAAGAUCAACACCCGCUCGUCGCCUCAGAUCAGGAAUCCUCCCAGCGAUGCCGUCCAGAGAGCCAAAGAGGUUUGUUUCCAGCGCAGACUGACCUUCACCUUCAGUCCUGAGGUGUUGGAGACCAUCUCCUGUUACCCCGAGAACAUGGAGGCGAAAGAACUGAAGAGAAUUCUGACGCAGCCGCAUUUCAUGGCGAUGCUGCAGACGCAUGAUGUCGUUGCUCAUGAGGUUUAUAGUGACGAGGCUCUGCGUGUCACACCUCCGCCCACAUCCCCGUACCUGAACGGAGACUCGCCCGAGAGCAUCAACGGAGACAUGGACCUGGAGAACGUGACGCGUGUGCGGCUGGUGCAGUUCCAGAAGAACACGGAUGAGCCCAUGGGAAUCACUCUGAAGAUGAACGAUCUGAACCACUGCAUCGUGGCUAGAAUCAUGCAUGGAGGGAUGAUCCACAGACAAGGGACGCUGCAUGUUGGAGACGAGAUCCGUGAAAUCAACGGCAUCAGCGUCGCCAAUCAGACCGUGGAGCAGCUGCAGAAGAUGCUGCGUGAGAUGCGAGGCAGCAUCACUUUUAAAAUCGUGCCCAGUUACCGCAGUCAGUCUCUGUCCUGUGAUAAAGAUUCGCCUGACCUGUCCAGACAGUCUCCUGCCAAUGGACACUCCAGCGUCACCAGCUCCAUCUUAGAUCUGCCAUCAACUAUUCAGCCCAAAGGAAGACAGAUCUCCAGACCUGCAGUCAAGGAUAAAAUGUUUCGGAAGAUUUACGUGCGAGCGCAGUUCGAGUACGAUCCCGCUAAAGAUGACCUGAUUCCUUGCAAAGAGGCCGGCAUUCGCUUCCGAGUGGGCGACAUCAUUCAGAUCAUCAGCAAGGACGAUCAUAACUGGUGGCAGGGAAAACUGGAGAACACCAAGAACGGCACAGCGGGACUGAUCCCCUCACCGGAGCUGCAGGAGUGGCGUGUGGCGUGUAUAGCGAUGGAGAAGACCAAGCAGGAGCAGCAGGCCAGCUGUACAUGGUUCGGCAAGAAGAAGAAACAGUACAAAGACAAAUACUUAGCCAAACACAACGCAGUCUUUGACCAACUAGAUCUGGUGACGUAUGAAGAGGUGGUGAAGCUGCCCGCGUUCAAGAGGAAAACGCUGGUGCUGCUGGGCGCUCACGGAGUCGGCCGGAGGCACAUCAAGAACACUCUAAUCGCCAAACAUCCCGACAGAUUCGCGUAUCCCAUUCCACACACGACCAGACCUCCGAAGAAGGACGAAGAGAACGGGAAGAACUACUUCUUCGUGUCACACGACCAGAUGAUGCAGGACAUCUCCAACAACGAUUACCUGGAGUACGGCAGCCACGAGGACGCUAUGUACGGCACGCGCCUCGAGACCAUCCGCAAGAUCCACGAGCAGGGCAUGGUGGCCAUCCUGGACGUGGAGCCGCAGGCGCUGAAGGUUUUGCGGACGGCUGAGUUUGCGCCGUACGUCGUGUUCAUCGCAGCGCCGACUAUCACUCCUGCUAUGAACGAGGACGAGUCUCUCCAGCGGCUGCAGAAGGAGUCGGAGGCGCUGCAGCGCUCGUACGCGCAUUACUUCGAUCAGACGAUCAUCAAUAACGAGAUCGACGACACCAUCCGUCUGCUGGAGGAGGCCAUCGAUCUGGUGUGCAGCACUGCGCAGUGGGUGCCCGUGUCCUGGGUGUACUAGCCAUUCCCCACACACACACACACACACACACACACACACACACACACUGAUGGACUCGACAUCCUGGCAACUACCAGCGCGUAGUGUUGUAUAUAUCUAUACAUAUAUAAAUAUCUAUAAAUAUGAAUAUAUAAGUCAUAGAUAUGGUCCUGUACUAAUACCGAGGGGGUUGAUGACAUUUUAUACUGUUUUCUUUUUAAAUGUACGAGACGGCGUCUCAGAGCAAUGAUGAGCACAGUCAGUCCAUCCCAACCUGCGGUCUGUGGGCGUGGCUCCGUGACUCCACCCACUGACAGUAUAUAAGCACACGCACACACACACACACACAUACACACACACACACACACGCGGACGCAGCUGAACUGGCCUCCCGACGCGCCGUUUCAUUUACCCCUCUGUUUACAGACGUAGGUUUGCACAAGGGCAGCAGCGAGGCCGAGCUCUUCCUCCGGCUGCUCCUCUUCCUCUAGAUGUGUCCGUCUCUCCCAGUGAAUCCUCCCGUUGUCCGGCAGCGAGCGCGUGUGCGGUCACAUCCACUCUGAACGGACGACUUCCCUCAUGCCCUGUGUAGUGACGUGUUUGUAAAUUGUCCUGGAUUUGAUUUCUUGUGCAGAACGGGGAGGAAAAUAUUCAUUCCUAGAUCGAUCCUUUCAGAAAAUGUGCUGUCUUAAGAGUAUUAUUGUUUUACUCCGAGAAACACAGAGGAUUUUAUUGUGUGUAAAUGUUUCAAUGGUGCGUACCUUUUGCGAUUGAAAUGAAGUAGUGUGUGCAUAAACAACUGAACAGACUGUGUGAACUCUUCAUUUCAUAUUGCCCUGUGUAAAUUCCUCUGCAAAUGACAAAACUGCUCUUCGAAAUGUUUUUUUUUUAUCUAUUUCCUUUCAUGUGUUGAAAAAGUAAAUUGCUUUUGAAAUCA
This is a messenger RNA of Ctenopharyngodon idella (grass carp), 4310 nucleotides long. It is a transcript of the gene caskb, whose product is annotated as calcium/calmodulin-dependent serine protein kinase b. Gene Ontology annotation, molecular function: protein kinase activity; ATP binding; signaling receptor binding. The record is from RefSeq and is a predicted model, not a curated record. The transcript is spliced from 28 exons. Bases 533 to 3394 code for a protein of 953 amino acids. Gene Ontology annotation, biological process: protein phosphorylation; regulation of neurotransmitter secretion. NCBI's taxonomy places the organism in Eukaryota, Metazoa, Chordata, Actinopteri, Cypriniformes, Xenocyprididae. Gene Ontology annotation, cellular component: plasma membrane; cell-cell junction; basolateral plasma membrane.